ACCAUCAUCCAAGGGGCCGGGCCGGAGAGGAGCGGGCGGCGGCGGCAGCAGCAGCGUCGUCGUCGGGCGGCCGCGCUGCUCCCUCCCCUAUUGUCUCCGCUCGGCCCGGGACUGGCUCGGGCUGCAGUCGCCGCCGGGGCGCAUCAGGAUCGCGGCGCCAUGGUGGCCCGGAGCACGGACGGCAUUGAUACAACAGGAGAAGGGCAGGUGCGCUCUUUGGGGAAUGCCACCAGUAACAUCAAAGGGAAGCCGACCAAGAGGCUUUCCAUCACAAGGGGCCACUUCCCCAAACUGACAGACUGUGCCCAUUUCCACUAUGAGGCUGUUGACUUUGGACACAUCCAGCUGCAGUUCACACCAGAGCAGAAUGAGAACCUCGGCAGCCUGGAGGAGGGAGAGCUUCUGUUUUCUGUUCAAGUCACCUGCAAGGGAAAGAGCUGGCAGGUGCAUCGCAGCUAUGAGGAAUUCCGCACGCUGGACGUCCACCUCCAUUGCUGCAUCUUUGACAGGCGUUUCUCUCAGCUUCCUGAACUGCCCUCCCCCAGCCACAUCCGGGCUCACCCAGAGCUGCUGGUGCCCAUGCUUUCUCAAUACCUGGAGAAGCUCUCGGCCAUUGUGGACAGCAACAUCAACUGUGGCCCCGUCCUCACCUGGAUGGAGAUUGAUAACCAUGGCAACCGGCUGCUGGUGAACGAAGAAGCCUCUAUCAACGUCCCUGCCAUUGCUGCUGCCCAUGUCGUUAAACGCUACACAGCCCAAGCGUCUGACGAGCUCUCCUUUGAGGUUGGAGACAUCAUCUCUGUUAUUGAUAUGCCCCCUAAAGAGGACAGGAGCUGGUGGCGUGGGAAGCAUGGAUUCCAGGUGGGUUUCUUCCCCAGUGAGUGUGUGGAGCUGUUCUCAGAGCGUCCCACCUCGGGACUCAAAUCAGAUGCAGAAGGGAUGAGCUGUGGCAUCCCCAGGCCCCACGGCCUCCUCUCCCCAACCUCAGUGUCCAAGAAGCACGGCAAGCUCAUUGGGUUCCUUCGCACCUUCAUGAAGUCCAGGCCCAGCAAGCAGCGCUUGAAGCAACGUGGCAUCCUCCGGGAGAGGGUCUUUGGCUGCGACUUGGGCGAGCACCUCAAGAACUCGGGCAGCGAUGUCCCCCAGGUACUGCGCUCCUGCUCCGAUUUCAUUGAGAAACAUGGCAUUGUGGAUGGCAUCUACCGCCUCUCUGGGGUCUCCUCCAACAUUCAGCGGUUGCGGCAUGAGUUUGACAGUGAGCGAGUGCCCGAGCUCUCCAGGGACGUCUACCUACAGGACAUCCACUCCGUCAGCUCCCUCUGCAAGCUCUACUUCCGGGAGUUGCCAAACCCGUUGCUCACCUAUCAGCUCUAUAACAAGUUUGCCGAGGCCGUUUCAGUUUCUGGGAAUGACGAGCGCUUGGUGCGAGUUCAUGACGUCAUCCAGCAAUUGCCUCCACCGCACUACCGGACCCUGGAAUUCCUGCUCCGGCACCUGGCACGCAUGGCUAUGCACAGUCAAAACACCAGCAUGCAUAUCCGCAACUUAGCCAUCGUCUGGGCACCCAACCUGCUGCGGUCAAUGGCUCUCGAAUCUGUAGCCCAGUGCGGAGCGGAUGCCUUCCAGGAAGUCCGGGUUCAGUCCCUUGUGGUCGAGUUCCUUCUCAACAACGUUCAGGUUCUCUUCAGUGACACAUUCACCUCUGUCGGCAAGGACAGUGCAGGGCGCUGCUUCCUUCCCCGACCCAAAUCCCAGUUGGUCAGCUGCCCCUCCACCCGACUGCUGUCCUUGGAGGAAGCACAGGCUCGCACACAGGCUCUGUGCAAGAUCACCAAGCCCGAGGCCAGGCGUGACUCCACCGAUUUGCAGGGGCAAGGGAAACUCUCCUCUGUGUUGGGCUCACCUGAUGCCAGGCAAAAGGCAGAAAGCAACGGGAGGCUACGCAAGACCUCAGGUCCGAGCUGGAAGGCCUUCUUUGCCAUCGGCAAAGCGCCGGUCACGUUCCGCAAGAAAUCGCAUCGACUCGGAGAGAUCUUUGGCCUCGGCGAGUCUCUGCCAGGGGGACAGGCUGAGACCGUCACCCUUCGGUCAGCCAAGAGUGAGGAAUCCCUGACCUCGCAGGCCAGCAUGGCAGGCCUCCCCAAGCUGCCCUGCCUGCGCCGCCCACACUCCAGCAGUGACGCCUUCUCUUCCUUGAAGCCGUGCCGCUCCUGCUCUUCGCUAGGUUCCUCUGUGUCGGGCCGGGGGGAGGACCAGCCCAGGACAGAUGUGGCCGCACGGCGGCGUUCCUCCUGGCUGGAAGGUGACUCGGAGCUGGAUUCGGAACUCGAGCUAAGCCCCCCUGGCCUCCGCGGCCUGGACUUUGACCCCUUGACCUUCCAAUGCAGCCCUCCCGCUCGGCAGCCCUCCGUCUCGGACGACUCGGGCCCACCCAGCCCCGCGGGGGCCCUCUCACCCUGCUCACCCCCCACAAUUGGCAAGGACACGUCGGAGCCUUUGCCCGUCUCCCUCCCCGACAAGGUGCUGGAGAUGUUUGCAGGGGCUGAAGCUAGAGGGCUGAAUGCACACGCCUCGCCGCCACAAAUGAUCUCCAUGCUGCUUUGCGCUGCGGGUGGGCAGCUGAGCGACAGUUGCAAGAGGGAAGUCCGUUGCAAGCUCACACAAGCCAAAGGCCACACGUCGUCCCACAGUCCAAAGGCUGAAGUGGCCCCGACAUCCCCUGGCACGCUCUCUGUGCUGCGACACAUCCCUCCACCCCCUCCCCCCAAAAAUCCGGCUCGGCUGAUGGCACUAGCGCUGGCUGAGAGUGCACACCAGGCCGUCCUUCAGCAGAAGCAGCAGGCUAGCCGUGGGCAGAGGGAACCGCGGACACAUUUCCGGCGCUCCCUGUCGCUGGAGUGCAAGGCAGGGGAGCUGACAAGUGGAGCGCGGGCGCUCUACUCCAUGGUGCGUCCCAGCCCCAAGGCCCCUGGUCCUUCUUCACUGCAAGGUCAAGCCAGGGGCAGGAGUGCGGGCAGCCAGUGCCGCGAUCGCCAAGGAGGAAGCCAGGUACCGUUCAGUCAGACCUCUCCCCUGGGUAGCUCGGAUUCCUUCUCCCCCUACCGGAGGGCUCUCGCUGAUUUACCUCAGAGAGACCCUCCGCCUCACCCCUUACCGGAUCCGUACCACCUGUCCUGCCAGUCUCCUGCCUCACCAGCUGCCUACAGUUUUCACCACCAGCUGCCUCCCCUGUCAGCCCCAUACCCUGCGCCUCGCCAGCCCCAAGACGCCUACCCCUUGUCCAGUCCAUCUCCCGCCCCACCUAAACCUCCGCCUCCUCCCCACUUCCCCAUUCCCUCGAGCCACUUGCCCCUCAAAAGCAGGCUCCCUGCCUUCCCGCCCUACCUCCCAGACCAUCCGCUCCGGCAGCACAGCCGCUUCCCCGUCUCCUCGCGGGCGGGCGUUAACGGGACACCGCCGCCUCCCCAACUGGAGCACGAGAAUCUCUAUUAUGAGAUAGUGGGGGAGCCCCCUGCUUACCCAGGCAUGGCCCGGCCCUGGCCAUCCUGCCCACCCCCUGAGUAUUUGGCCACCUUCAAUGCUUCUUAUGGGGUGUUUGAGAGGCCCUGGCGCCAGGCCUACCUCCCGCCAGCCCCGUCCUCCCUCCAGCCCAUCCUGAAGAACAGCCGGAUUCACCCCCAGCCACCGCCCGUGGCAGUGAGCCAGCAGGAGCCCAUCUACGUCAACGUGCCCUUCCCCGAGCCCCCCUCCGUCAGCCCUACAUCCUCCCCCCCACCCGAAGCAGCGCACCCCCGCAGCCAUUCCGACCCUGGGGCCGCCCAGCCUCUGGCCCACCACAGCAGACCUCCGUUGCCUCAGAAACAGAGGCUCGGCUGGGGAUACCCACCCACUGGGCAGUACCGCCAGCUCAUGGAUGUGUUACCGUGCAGCCGAUCUGUGUUGCAGUUCUACCGGCCGCCGCCAGCCUGUUGGGGCCGGCCCCCAUAUGGUCCAGAGCCCAUCAUCACCUACGACGGACCCCCUGCCCGGCCAGGGAGCCAGGCGUCGGCACCCCCGUCGUCUCUGCGGAAGCUCGAUGAGUGCUGCCCCUCCCCGCCCCAGUACGGCAAUGUGGAAAGGAGGGAGGGGUCUCCGUCUGGCUGCUACCUGGGCCCCAGUUGGACCGUGUACACAGAGGGCCAAACGCACAGCUACUGCUGAAACACAGCGCCCCACGGUGGCACGCCUUGGAUUUUCGGGGCUGGGCUCCGAGUUCCUGCCCUCCUCCCUUCUCUGGUGUUCAUGGAACUACCUUGUGUACUGUUUGCUGUGAAAGAUAUGGGCGUUGGGGGAAGGCUGUGUCGCCACAAGUCACAUGACCCUCCCUGACUGCCGCGCCUGCCCAUUUCGAUGACUUAGCGGUGGUUGUUUGGAGAGCACACGAACCUCUGAGGCAGCUCUGACUCCAGGGCGACGUCCCACACCAGAAGCUCAGCCCGGCAUCAACGUGGAGUCCGUGACCCAACUGCGCCACCAGCUGCAUUGCACGCCCAACCCACUGUUGACCUUGCGACCACCACGGCUCCUGUUGCAUUCUCGCCCGCCAGCGAGGGGUUCGUAGCGUCCUCAAAGGAGACCAUUUUGGUCACGUUGUAAAAGUCGCAGGGACAGGAUUGAACCCCCUGAUGGAAUUAUCCUCUUUGCUUGUAUGAAAAUGCUGCUCCUAAGACAUUGCCCAGUUGGCCCUGCUCAGAGAAAUGCAACGUGCCCGGGUUCACAUUGUAGGGUGCAGUUGCCACUGUGCUAUUCUCAUGAACUACAUCACUGUGUGAUACCACUGGAGUCUGUAUAGGGCUCUACCAAGAGAGGGCCCUUUGUGGGGGGUGCUCAGUGGCGAAGUCACUGCCCCCUAUUUUCUUCAAGUUUUGGCAGCAAGGAAGACUUCUAACAUUUUAACCAUUGUUUUAACCCAAUUAAAACAUUAACAGGA
Molecule: messenger RNA, 4969 nt
Organism: Hemicordylus capensis (graceful crag lizard)
Lineage: Eukaryota; Metazoa; Chordata; Lepidosauria; Squamata; Cordylidae
Gene: ARHGAP33
Product: Rho GTPase activating protein 33
Exons: 22
Coding region: 160-4200 (1346 amino acids)
Biological process (GO): small GTPase-mediated signal transduction
Cellular component (GO): nucleoplasm; actin cytoskeleton; fibrillar center
Molecular function (GO): protein binding; GTPase activator activity; phosphatidylinositol binding
Source: RefSeq, a predicted model, not a curated record